CUGACGUAGGACGAGUGCACAACAAACAGUUGUUGGACUUCAACAGGCUAGCGAAGGAGAACGUUGGAGCAAAAAAAAAAAAAAGCAGGCUCAGCUGACUCCUCCCGGAGCCGGGGAUACCGCGGAGAGCCGAAUGGUGGGAAUAUCGCGACCCGUAAUCUCCCGACAGUAAGCAGCGGCCGUCCAGGCACGUUUCCUGAGCGCCGAGCUUAGCCACCGAGGCAUGUCCACCGCUCGGAGUGUGACGCCUGUUUUUUCCGCCGCCGCCGCUGGCUGAAGGGGCUGUGAUGCGAGCAGAGAGAGUUGCGCCACGACAGAGGGUGAGACCACGAGCUGCGGAGGGAGUAUAUUUCUUCUUCUUCUCGUCGCGGAAGAAUGAACCCGGAGAAACUGGCGGGUCGGCGUGAAGAAGCAGGCGUGCCGCCGCACUCGGGCCUGGACGUCGUUGUUGGACAACAACUUUAGCAAAGCUAGCAGCCGCCGCCGCGUUAGCUCGCUGUAAUUCACGUUGAUGACUUGGUCCCCGUAAGCUCCACCGGGCGACCCGUCGGUUCCAGUGGAUUGGCCUGGCCCCGUUUAUUCCCGGCGCUGACAUGUUGACGACCAAGGAGCCUUCCGGCGCUUCGCACACGGAGCAAUAGGGGACAGGACCGGCAGGAAUCUAGCCCCCUUUUACCUGGCCGCUGGUAGUCAGGCUCUCUGCUUUAGUUUAUCAAGACAACGGUGACGUUUUGCACAGGAAAAAAACAAUUGUUGAUGACAUUUAAACAACAACAACAACAAAAAAAAUUGCACUUUAUUUUCUCGUGUUUAUCGCAAAGUCACAUGUUGACGGUUGUUUCUUGAAGUGUGUUCUUGUCACCUCCAGAAACGAAACCAAACGAGCGCAGAUAGGCAUUUCUCACGCACUGGAGCUCUGUUUUGUUUUGUUUUUUCCCCCCUUCCAGUGGAUGACCAAAACGAGGUUCUCCUCAGCUUUAAAGCAAGAGACAAAACCUCCAGUCUGUUUCAGGUCGAGCAGCAAUCUGAAAUGUAAACAUGAAUUUCCAAGAGCAGCGUCUAGAUGUGUGUAAUGUCAAGACAAAAGCCAACGUGGACGAUGAUCGCAACACUACCAACAGCACAGAAGGGGUCACCCCUCGCAUUUCUGAGCUGAUGACCGACUCCCCGAAGCAGACCAGCGUUCCCACAGAGGCCUCUGAGACCUACAUCAUGCCCCAACUCACUGACAAUCUCCAGACUGCUGAGGAAGGUCACCUGCAGGCACAAGACACACUGGAAAUCGAUGAGGUCAACGGAAACAAAAAGAGCUGUGUUGCCCCGGACCCCCCUGCUGUUGAUAAUCCCACUGACUUGAUCUCGUCUAACGAUGAGCAAUACAAGACUGUUAAGGAGGAGGAGGAGGAGGAGGUGGUGAGCAUGAAGGAGGGAAGGGACAGCCACUCGGCAAAAGCUGACCCCGAGGUAGGGGACGAUGGCGUGGACAUGGACAUCGGGGUGGAUCUGAGCCUCGACGAGACCGGGGUGCUGGAGGCUGAAUCCGCGAGCGUUGCGUCGAUCUCAGAUAACGCCUUGGACUCCGAGUCCAGUCCUCAGGAUGUCCGAGCUGGCAGGACGGCAGAUGGCCAGGCGAGCGCAACGGAGGCCGAGGCGUCCGCCGCCGAUCCGGCGGGACUGUAUCCCUUGGUGGAGGAGGGGGAGGAGAAGCAGAGACAGAGUGGAAAAAGGGUGACGUUUCCAUCAGAUGAGGAUAUUGUUUCCGGAGCGGUGGAGCCGAAGGACCCCUGGAGACAUGCGCUGAAUGUGACGGUGGAGGAGAUCAUCUCUUCCUAUAAAGAGGCCUGUCAGAAACUCAACUGUAAACCUAUCCCCAAAGUGCUCAAACAAAUACAGGAACUGAAAGACCUGACUCAGCGAAACGAAUGCUUGGAUCUGAAAGGUGAGAAGUUGGACUACAAGACAUGCGAGUCUCUGGAGGAGAUUCUGAAGAGAGUCCAGUUUAAAGUGAUAGACCUGGAGCAAACCAACCUGGAUGAAGAUGGGGCUUCAGCUCUUUUUGACAUGAUAGAGUAUUACGAAUCAGCCACACAUCUCAACAUCUCCUUCAACAAGCAUAUCGGCACACGAGGAUGGCAGGCCGCCGCUCACAUGAUGAGAAAGACGAGCUCUCUUCAGUAUCUAGAUGCCCGUAACACUCCUCUGCUGGACCACUCGGCUCCUUUUGUGGCCCGAGCGCUCAGGAUCAGUGGCAGCUUGGCAGUCCUCCACCUGGAGAAUGCUGGUUUGUCUGGCAGGCCGCUCAUGUUACUGGCCACGGCCCUGAAGAUGAAUAUGAACCUGCGGGAGUUGUACCUGGCAGACAACAAGCUCAACGGCCUUCAGGACUCGGCUCAGCUCGGCAACUUGCUCAAGUUUAACUACAACAUUCAGAUUCUGGACCUGCGCAAUAACCACAUCCUAGACUCCGGUCUGGCCUACUUAUGUGAAGGACUAAAGGAGCAAAGGAAAGGUCUCGUCACCUUGGUGCUAUGGAACAACCAGCUAACACACAACGGCAUGGGCCACCUCGCUGGCGCACUGCCGUGCACUCAGAGUCUGGAGACUCUGAACCUCGGCCACAAUUCAGUCGGUAAUGAAGGAGUUCACAAGCUGAAGGACGGGCUGAUCGCCAACCGCUCUGUGCUGCGGCUGGGACUGGCCUCCACCAAGCUGUCCUGUGAAGGAGCUGUCGCUGUGGCUGAAUUCAUCGCAGAGAGCCCCAGACUGCUGCGUCUGGACCUUCGGGAGAAUGAGAUCAAGACCGGUGGCCUGAUGGCGCUGUCGCUCGCGCUGAAGGUCAACAACUCGCUGCUGCGGCUCGACCUGGACCGAGAACCCAAGAAGGAAAGUGUGAAGAGCUUCAUCGAUACGCAGCGCGGCCUGCUGACCGAGAUCCAGAACGGCUGCAAGAGAAACUUCAUCCUUGCGAAGGAAAAGGAGGAAACUGAGGAGAAGAUGAGACUGUCGGCCUCCAUGGCGGAAAUAGCCACAGAGGACGGAACGAGGGAGGAAGAGGAGGAAGAACCAGCUUCAGCUGAGACAAAGGGAGGAGAGGAGGAAAGUGAGACGGCUAAAAACAAAUCACAGGCAGGUAGCCAGGCGGAAACCAGCCCCGUGACGACCGUCCCUCCGAUCAAUCUGGAUUCUGACUCCGACACCGAGGAUGAGGAUGAAGCAGAGGUGGUAACAAAGUCUUCUUCCGUUGUGUCGAAUCAGACUGCUCCUCCAACCCAAACAGGGGUCAGUCAGCCCCCCCUCCGUGCCUCUCGUACGCCCUCACCCCCGUCUGUCUCACCCGUACGAGGACCAGGUGUAAUUUCCGGGAUAACGGUGACAGAAACUACAGUUUCUGUGACUCCUCCCUCGCCCGGCCGCUGUAUUUCUGUGUCGAGUCCCGGCAGGGGCCACAAGAUUUUCAUGGUGACGCGGGUGGAGAGCCCCCCCGAGCAGCUGCAGAAGAUUGCUCCUGCAGCGCCCUGCCCGUCUAAAGACUUGACAACGCAGCAGACGCAGCCCCCACCCACACAACCCCAGCUGACCCCGGAGGGCACGAAGGGGAGCCCACCUGCUCCGUCAGCAGACAGUAAGAUGACAGAGGAGACUCACAAAGUCAGACUAGAGCCUGAAACGGAUGCCGCACAGUCUCACAAACCCGACCCGCCGUCACCAGGUCAGCCCGCCGAGGAGGCAAAAGCCAGAACUUUAGAUCCAGCAAGAGCGGUGGAUCCAAGUCCGCAAACACCAGCGUUGCCUUCAAGUUCCUCAUCUGAACAGGAUGAGACUUUGAAGCCGACAAGCAGCUCUGAGCGCCCCCAACUGGAGCCUACCUCUGCUGAGGGAAGCAAUAAAGGAGAGGAGGACGUAACGGAUGGCGAGCCGAAUGAACUGAAUCAGCCCCAAGCGUCUGCGCAAGAACAGCUCAACACUGACCAGGCCGCAGAACCGGAGGCCACACCUCCACCAAGCCAAACGGAAGAGGAGCCAAGCCAGGAGGAGGCGAGUCUAGACCCGCAUCACUCGGUCCAGACUGACCAGCAGGAGCCGCCUGCCUCGGCUCAGCCUGAAGACGCCGCUGCAGUCGAUCCAGACUCACAGGUCAGAGACCAGGAGUCGACGGACGAGAGCUCUGCGGACGAGUCUUUCGUCGUGGCGCUGGACGGGGAGGUGGUCGGUUCAACUCUACCCAACGGUCUGAAACCAGAGUUCUCCCUCCAUCUGCUGGACGGUGAAAGCCCAAAGCCCGGCAGCUGCGUUAUGGAGCACGUCAGUGCCAGCUGUGGACAGGAACUAGAGGAGCUGCUCCUAGAGGCCAGCAUGGACAAUGGUAGAGAUGCACCAUAAACUGGGCCUGCGAGGACAGAUGGAAGCAACACUAAGCCGAUUCGUCAAGCUCUGCAACAUGACUGGCUGCCCUACAAUAUUUUUGUCGUUUCUUCACCUUAAUCAGCAACACAAUGUUUUCCUUAAAGGACAGAUGACUCGGUGUUACACGCAAAGCUCCGCACGUGAAAAUACAAAGAGGACGGUAUCAUCUGGAGCUCACCUAUUGACAAAUGGAGAGUCUCCUACAUCCAUAACUACGUCAUCCACAUGAAAGGCGGGGAAGGUGUAAGGAUCUCCCCUGUUAUCACUACGUUUUCCCAUUCUGUGAUAUUUACAUGCACCUCUAUGAAGCACAGGCGGAUCAGGGACGAAGGAGCGAGGCUAAAACACUAACCAAAGACCUUUCUGACAGCCCUUACUUGCUCUCUGUAGAUUGUUGUCGGGGGGGGGGAAUUGAUUGCAGUCACAGUUUUUCAUGACUCACAGAGACGUAACGGUGAUGAUGAGAAACAUGGCCGACCUGCUGGCUUUAAACUCUUGAGGUGGGAGUAAGUUGCUGUUAAAGGCUUUUGUAUCCAAGAAAGCUGAGGAUGUUUAUCCAUCUGUGUAAAUGUAAACGUUGUGUGUGUCUCCUGGCCUCUUUUCUCUCUCUCUCUCUCUCUCUCUCUCUCUCUCUCUCUCUCUCUCUCUCUCUCUAUCUCUCUCUAUCUCUCCACCAGAAAUAAAACUCUAAGGGACCUCUGCCAAAGUGACUUUUUUUUUCCCUGUGUUUUCUCGUCUUCUGCUCUGUUUUGGCCCCUCAGGAAUCUGUGUCCCCCAACUUACUGACAUGGAGAACAUUAAACCCUACGUUUUGCACGAUUGAAACUAAUUUAACAUUUGGAUUUUACCCCCCGUUUAACAAACAUGCACAAAUCCUAACUAAAAACCUACGUCACUUUAAGGAAAAGACGGAUUAGAAAUUUGCUUUGUUUCUUUCUCAAAUCCCUGCAGCUCCAAACUCCUUGCUAUGCGAUCCUCCUUUUUUUUUUUUUUUUUUUCUUCCUCUUUUCACCCUUUAUUCAUAUUGCCUUCAGCGUCUCACCAAUGCUUGUUCCCCCACAUUCAGCUGCUUUGAGAAAGGACUUAUUUUUGUAUUCUAGGAUGUCUUUUUUAGUUUAAAAUGUUCCCCGUUUCCAUCUCUGCAUCUGCUUAAUUUCAUCUCUUUUUUUUUUUUUUUUUUUUUUUUUUUUUUUUUUUUUUGUCUGGGCGUUGCUUUUGAAGCCGGCGUCCUUUUUGAUGUAUAUUUCAUAUACAAACUAGAGAAAAUAUUUAGAGUAGAUGACGUUUUUUGGGAUUGGAUAAUCUAUGUUGAGAGUAAAAAGUGGAUUUAAUUGAAUGGUUGACUACUGGGGUGCAGAAAGCUGUAAACAUGUCCGUUGUUGUUCUGCAGCAGCUCUGCUGAGUGAAGCUUUAGCCACCAGGGGGCACUGAUGGCUAUUAUUCUUUCAUGGACACCAGAAGGAGAAUUAUCUCAAUGCAGAAACUAAAUGUUUUAGAGCAAGUGGGAAAAACCUAAACAUUAAACAUCCAUGUUAUGUUUUGUGAUUUGGUUUUCCUUGCCUUCGUGUUUUGUUUUUGUUUUUUUUGUUCCCCUGAAGCAGAAACCAGCAGGUGUGUUUUCUUUUUCCCCCCCACGGAGCAGCGCUCAAUCCCCCUGGGCUUCUCCACCCAAAAAGUAGUUUGAAACCCACCACCACCACUGUUUGUAAUGCUUUAAUUUUUAGAAAUUUUUAAUAAUGAUUUGUUAACUUAAUUGAAAUGUGCUGGUAAUCACACGGAUAUGUAUGGCGCAAUUUGUUUCUCUCAAAUAAAUGCAUGUUAUGACUAAUUAAAGGCCUCCGUGGUGAAUUAAAUUAGUCGGUUUGGGAUUGUUGGAUUUGUCCCAUGAGAAGGUGAAAUAUAAACAGAAUUCAUGAAGUAAUACCAUUAAACAUUUUUCAUUUU
Molecule: messenger RNA, 6348 nt
Organism: Fundulus heteroclitus (mummichog)
Lineage: Eukaryota; Metazoa; Chordata; Actinopteri; Cyprinodontiformes; Fundulidae
Gene: ppp1r37
Product: protein phosphatase 1, regulatory subunit 37
Exons: 13
Coding region: 1039-4380 (1113 amino acids)
Molecular function (GO): protein binding
Source: RefSeq, a predicted model, not a curated record